GGAAGCUGGGCCUUCUCGCGAGGCCCCGCGUAGCCGAGCCGGGAGGUCCUGAACGGCGUGGAGGUCGUUGGAGUCACUUGCUCUCCGCCAGCUCCUUCUCUUGCUGGUCCGCGCCCCGCCCGCCCCAGCCAUGCUCUCCGCCCUCGCCCGGCCUGCCGGCGCCGCUUUCCGCCGCAGCUUCAGCACCUCGGCCCAGAACAAUGCUAAAGUAGCUGUGCUCGGGGCUUCUGGAGGAAUUGGACAGCCCCUUUCACUUCUCCUGAAGAACAGCCCUUUGGUGAGCCGCCUGACCCUCUACGAUAUUGCUCACACACCAGGAGUGGCUGCAGAUCUGAGCCACAUUGAGACAAGAGCGAAUGUGAAAGGCUACCUCGGACCUGAGCAGCUGCCAGACUGCCUGAAAGGUUGUGAUUUGGUCGUUAUUCCAGCCGGAGUCCCGAGAAAACCAGGUAUGACACGGGAUGACCUGUUCAACACCAAUGCCACAAUUGUGGCCACCCUGGCUGCUGCCUGUGCCCAGCAUUGCCCUGAGGCCAUGAUCUGCAUCAUUUCAAAUCCGGUUAACUCCACCAUCCCAAUCACAUCAGAAGUUUUCAAGAAACAUGGAGUGUACAACCCCAAUAAGAUCUUUGGGGUGACAACCCUGGAUGUUGUCAGAGCCAACACUUUUGUUGCAGAACUCAAGAGUUUGGAUCCAGCUCGAGUCAAUGUUCCUGUCAUUGGAGGCCACGCUGGGAAGACCAUCAUCCCUCUGAUCUCUCAGUGCACUCCCAAGGUGGACUUUCCCCAGGACCAGCUGACAGCCCUCACCGGGCGGAUCCAGGAGGCCGGCACUGAGGUGGUGAAGGCUAAAGCUGGAGCAGGCUCUGCCACCCUGUCCAUGGCAUAUGCUGGAGCUCGGUUUGUCUUUUCCCUUGUGGAUGCAAUCAAUGGAAAGGAAGGAGUUGUCGAAUGUUCCUUUGUUAAAUCCCAAGAAACGGACUGUCCCUAUUUCUCCACACCGUUGGUGCUGGGGAAAAAAGGCAUCGAGAAGAAUCUAGGCAUUGGCAAAGUCUCCCCUUUCGAAGAGAAGAUGAUCGCUGAGGCCAUUCCUGAGCUGAAAGCCUCAAUCAAGAAAGGAGAAGAGUUUGUAAAGAACAUGAAAUAAGAAAGCAGUUAGUGAGCAGUCCAUUUCCUUAACUUAUUAAGGCAUCGUGUCACUGUAAAGAAAUUUCAGAUAUCUUUGUAUUUCAAUUUGAUGAGGAGCAUUGUAUUAACCUUACCAUCCCUUUCAAAUCAUGGGUCUACUGGUGGAUCAAUAAAAGCAGGUUUUGAUUUUCUUUUUCAAGGUAUCUUUCAUAAAUAUUGUGCUUUCUUCCCCAUUAGAGCUGACCUCGGAGUCGCUGGCAUCUCUUUCAUCACAAAUCAGAAUUAGAUGUUAUUUAAAUAUUAGGCUGAAGCAAGAUGGUUUCAUCACUGGCUUUAAAAAGUCUAAAAUAUCAGUAACUGUUCCUGCCAGCCCUUCCCUCUGCACCAUUGCAUCCCUCAGUGUGUAAACGAAAGGGCAGCUUAGGCCUGAUUCCUCAUAGUGUCCUUUCACCCGCACAGAGUAACGGCUCAUUGGCUGGUGCCUGGCCAUUGUUUUCUGUCCUGGUUUUUUCUGUGGUAUUUUCUGGCUAAGCAAACAGUACCGUCUUCUACAUUGGACUUGUGUUGGCUGACCUCUCUCCCACUCUAAAUUUGGUCAUCUUUUGAUGGAGCCUUAAUAAUCAAGGGACUCUGACAUCCUGGUGUCAGUAUUGUGAGGAAAGUUGGGAUGGAGACAAUGAAAAUACCAGCUACCAUGGCAGGACUGAUACUCAGGGAAAGGUGAGUUAAUGUCUGUCUUCAGUGACCUGAAAGACUUUGUUGUACUAGCUGGGCUCAGGACAAAUGGACAUUAAAAGGAGACCUGACUCCCUUUAGUGUUGGGUGCCAUCAGCUCCCCAGAGCUGUGGCUUCUGAAGUGAAAACAGCUCCACACCGGAGAGGACUUUGGCAAUAGGUGAAGUCCUUCCAUUGAAAGGUAAAAGGGUAGAUGGGGGUGGAGCUAUGUCCAGUGGAACUAAAACACAUGGAUUUUACAGUCAAGCAUGACAUUGUUUUGUUUAAAAGUAAUACAUGUUCACUGUUUGAAACGUAAAACAGCCAAAAAAUAAAGCAGGAAAUAAUC
This is a messenger RNA of Pteronotus mesoamericanus, 2191 nucleotides long. RefSeq names its product malate dehydrogenase 2 (gene MDH2). Gene Ontology annotation, biological process: tricarboxylic acid cycle; malate metabolic process. The coding region runs from base 131 to 1147 and encodes 338 amino acids. The transcript is spliced from 9 exons. The record is from RefSeq and is a predicted model, not a curated record. NCBI's taxonomy places the organism in Eukaryota, Metazoa, Chordata, Mammalia, Chiroptera, Mormoopidae. Gene Ontology annotation, cellular component: mitochondrion; cytoplasm. Gene Ontology annotation, molecular function: L-malate dehydrogenase (NAD+) activity.